Messenger RNA from Cyprinodon variegatus (sheepshead minnow), 2318 nucleotides. RefSeq names its product guanine nucleotide-binding protein subunit alpha-14-like (gene gna14a). Gene Ontology annotation, biological process: phospholipase C-activating dopamine receptor signaling pathway; action potential; adenylate cyclase-modulating G protein-coupled receptor signaling pathway. Lineage: Eukaryota; Metazoa; Chordata; Actinopteri; Cyprinodontiformes; Cyprinodontidae. The coding region runs from base 324 to 1388 and encodes 354 amino acids. The record is from RefSeq and is a predicted model, not a curated record. The transcript is spliced from 7 exons. Gene Ontology annotation, molecular function: G protein-coupled receptor binding; guanyl nucleotide binding; G-protein beta/gamma-subunit complex binding. Gene Ontology annotation, cellular component: heterotrimeric G-protein complex.
CACACUGACCUCUACACUUCAAGAACCCAAAAGAAGCUCCUCCAUUAAAAGGAUUUAAAGCUGAUUGCACUGACUCCUCACAGCUGGGGGAUCAAGAAUAUUUAUCAGAUUAUCUUUCCUAUAAAACUGUUGAUCUUUUACACUAAAGAGGAAAAUCCUUCAUUCCUGAAGAUGCCCUGCGCCUCUUCCCGGCUGAAACUUUAAGCUCUUGAGCUGUUUUAUUUUUUCCCCUCAUUUGAAGAUCCCAAAGCUUUUUUUCCCCCCUUCAUUUUGACAGCUGACAGCUGUUCACCAUAGGGGCCGUUGGCUCGUUGUGCAGGAGGAUGGCUGGGUGUUGUGUAUCUGCAGAAGACCGGGAGACCAAGAGAAUCAACGAUGCCAUAGAGGAGCAGCUGAGGAGAGACAAGAAGGAUUCCCGCAGGGAGCUGAAGCUGCUGCUGUUAGGCACAGGUGAGAGUGGAAAGAGCACCUUUAUCAAACAGAUGAGGAUCAUUCACGGAGGAGGAUACACUGACGAUGACAAGAGGAGUUACGCAAAGCUGGUCUACCAGAACAUCUACACAUCAAUGCAGACCAUGAUCCGAGCCAUGGGGCCGCUCGGCAUAUCCUUCUCUGAUCCACAGAACAAGAAAAAUGCCGACUCCGUCCUGGAGGUGGAGGUGGACAAGGUGGAGGAGCUGGAUCAGAACCUUGUGGUUGCGAUCAGGAACCUGUGGAAUGACGGUGGAAUCCAGGAGUGUUACGACCGACGCAGGGAGUACCAGCUGUCCGACUCCACCAAAUACUAUCUGACCGACUUGGACCGGAUUUCCCAGCCUAGUUACCUGCCUGACCUCCAGGACAUCCUCAGAGUCAGGGUGCCAACAACCGGUAUCAUUGAAUACCCUUUUGACAUGGAGAACGUCAUCUUCAGGAUGGUGGAUGUUGGAGGUCAAAGGUCAGAGAGGAGAAAGUGGAUCCACUGCUUUGAAAACGUCACCUCAAUCAUCUUCUUGGUGGCGCUCAGUGAGUACGACCAGGUCUUGGCGGAGUGCGACAAUGAGAACCGCAUGGAGGAGAGCAAAGCCCUGUUUAAAACCAUCAUCACCUACCCCUGGUUUGAGAAGUCCUCCGUCAUUCUGUUCCUCAACAAGACCGACAUCCUCAAAGAGAAGAUCAUGUACUCUCACCUAGCCACCUACUUUCCUGAAUUCACAGGACCUCAGCAGGACCCCAAAGCAGCUCAAGAAUUCAUCCUCAAAAUGUACCAAGAACAAAAUCCCAACAAGGACAAGAAGCUGUACUCUCACUUCACCUGUGCCACAGACACCGAAAACAUCCGCUUAAUCUUUGUGGCUGUGAAAGACACCAUCCUCACCGCCAACCUUAAGGACUUUAACCUGGUGUAGCUGCCAAUAAGGGAAAGCCCACCCAGCUGUUCACCCAUACUUGAUAUGAAGGCUUACCAGGAUCAGAUCAUAUCCCACAAGAUCCAAUUUAGCUGAACAGGCAGAACAUGAAUUGUGUAGGAGUGAUUUUGUAUAGAUGAAGUUGAUUUAUUUCCGGUUCUUGUGUAAAGAAUAGUUUAAAGUUGUAGUUAAAAUGUGAAUGCUAAAGAGAGAUAACUUAUUGACUUACUUAUAAUGUGUGAAUAACUUUAUCUGAAAAUAUAUAGAACAUUAUCUGAGAGGCUUUAACUAAUAUAUAAUCUCAUUUAGAAGAUGCAAAAAGCUCCUUUAGGCACUCAUUUCCCUGAAAGAGCCUAAUUUACUCCGGUUUCUCUUGUUUAGAUGUACAUAAUCUGCAAUGUAUCCGUAUAAACUGCACCUCUUUGUUUAAGCAAAUAUUCAAAUAUUACUUGUUGAUAUUGAUGCAAAAAAACUGAGAAGCACACAAAUAUAGUUGUUGGUAAUGCAGAUUAAUAAAGAUUGCACUGAAGUUUGAAUAAUAUAUUUUAUUUCAUCUUGAAAAGAGCAAUAAAAAAAAACUUUAAGCAGGAAACAUUCUGCCAAACCCCCUCCAAAAAGAGAGAAGAAAAAGAAAAUACCGGCAUCAGAAAAAUGUACUCCUAUUAGUAGUCGACUCGAACCGUAAACAGCAGCUGAUAGUAAUUAGAAUUCCUUUACUUUUAAAUAAACAUUUCUCUGCAUAUUUCUUUCAGAAAGUUUGCAUUGCAUAUUUGUCGUACAAAAACAUAAAAGCGACCACAGCACUAUCUGUAUCCCACAGACUGACGUGAGCGGGGUUACAAACAGGAUGAUAUUAAAUGAACAUACAUCAGAUAGAAUGCAGUAUAAAAAAUAGCAUGCAUCUGUAAAGUCUUCUUUUAUUAAAAAAAA